AUGAAUAUGUGGUUUAGUUUGCCAUGUACUCAAGACCUAGGUUCUGCGAACAAGUUGAAAUCAUCGCAGAAGGAUAAAGUUCGUCAGUUUAUGAUCUUCACACAAUCUAGUGAAAAAACAGCAGUAAGUUGUCUGUCUCAAAAUGACUGGAAGUUAGAUGUUGCAACAGACAAUUUUUUUCAAAAUCCUGAGCUUUAUAUACGAGAGAGUGUAAAAGGAUCAUUGGACAGGAAGAAGUUAGAACAACUAUACAGUAGAUAUAAAGAUCCUCAAGAUGAAAAUAAAAUUGGAAUAGAUGGUAUACAGCAGUUCUGUGAUGACCUGGCCCUCGAUCCAGCCAGCAUCAGUGUGUUAAUCAUCGCGUGGAAGUUCAGAGCAGCAACACAGUGCGAGUUCUCCAAACAGGAAUUCAUGGAUGGCAUGACAGAAUUAGGAUGUGACAGCAUAGAAAAACUAAAGGCCCAGAUACCCAAGAUGGAGCAAGAAUUGAAAGAACCGGGACGAUUUAAGGAUUUCUACCAGUUUACUUUUAAUUUUGCGAAGAAUCCAGGACAAAAAGGUUUAGAUCUAGAAAUGGCCAUUGCCUACUGGAAUUUAGUGCUUAAUGGAAGAUUUAAAUUCUUAGACUUAUGGAAUAAAUUUUUGUUGGAACAUCAUAAACGAUCAAUACCAAAAGAUACUUGGAAUCUUCUUUUAGACUUCAGUACAAUGAUUGCAGAUGACAUGUCUAAUUAUGAUGAAGAAGGAGCAUGGCCUGUUCUUAUUGAUGACUUUGUGGAAUUUGCACGCCCUCAAAUUGCUGGGACAAAAAGUACAACAGUGUAG
Messenger RNA from Rangifer tarandus platyrhynchus (Svalbard reindeer), 825 nucleotides. Lineage: Eukaryota; Metazoa; Chordata; Mammalia; Artiodactyla; Cervidae. The record is from the annotation of a GenBank genome assembly.